AUGGCUGCUGCAAUUUUCCCUCAUCCUUACUAUCCGAUAGACGCCUUGAUCGCUGGGUAUUCUCCCAAUGAAGCGUCAGUCAUCACGCUUCUUACCGUGGCCAGCGUGAGCUCUCUUGUUCUCCUGGGGACGACCUGGUCCUUGGUCAGCCUUGCAAAAUCCAGUUUGCGCCAUGGCGACAGAUUUGCUAUUCUCUGGUUUGUCUUAUCUGGAAGCCUUCAUUGUUUCUUCGAAGGGUAUUUUAUCUUCAAUCAUGAUCGGAUGGGAUCCGGACAGGACUUUAUUGGCCAAUUGUGGAAGGAAUACGCUCUAUCGGAUUCACGGUAUUUGACUUCGGACACGCUGGUGUUAUGUAUGGAGACCAUCACCGUGUUCGUCUGGGGUCCGCUCUGCUACUUGGUGGCGUACUUGAUCUUCACUCAGCACUCCCUCCGGCAUCCAUUGCAGAUAAUCGUCUGCAUGAGCCAUUUGUAUGGAGAUACGCUAUAUUACGCGACGAGUUUGUUUGAUCACUAUGCCCACGGAGUGUCGUACUGUCGGCCGGAGGGUUAUUACUUUUGGAUCUAUUACUUUUUUAUGAACUUUAUCUGGAUCGUGAUUCCCUUUUAUUACCUGUGGCAAAGUGUCGGUACGAUAUCGAACGCUUUGAAAAGUGUGCAGGAGACGACGAAUCAGCGCAAGUCCCGAUAGAGGUCUGUGGUUGGAGAAUCGGGUAUGCGAAUCUAGAACGUUGCGAGCAGGGACCAAAGAGCUCUGCGUACAUACCACGGAAUGCUCCGUACAUACAGCCGGCAGCGAGGAGCCUAUGAUAUUCUGCAACACUCCAAAGUACGGAGUAGUCCGCGGUGGAUUGAAGACUUCAGAAGAGUUAUUUAUGGACACGACAAUUCAGGCUGCGAUCAGGUCGAAACCGGCCCACUCUGGACCCGUAGGCAAAAGAAAAAGAGAAAAUACAGUUAAACUAGGUCUCCGGUAGCACACCGGGUCACAUUCCCAGGUCAUUGCCGUUUUUUUGAGUAC
Aspergillus glaucus CBS 516.65 is the source of this 1020-nucleotide messenger RNA. Its product is annotated as EXPERA domain-containing protein. The transcript has 4 exons. Gene Ontology annotation, cellular component: endoplasmic reticulum; membrane. The coding region runs from base 1 to 690 and encodes 229 amino acids. Gene Ontology annotation, molecular function: cholestenol delta-isomerase activity; C-8 sterol isomerase activity; steroid Delta-isomerase activity. NCBI's taxonomy places the organism in Eukaryota, Fungi, Ascomycota, Eurotiomycetes, Eurotiales, Aspergillaceae. The record is from RefSeq and is a predicted model, not a curated record. Gene Ontology annotation, biological process: sterol biosynthetic process.